Molecule: messenger RNA, 6030 nt
Organism: Dermacentor silvarum
Lineage: Eukaryota; Metazoa; Arthropoda; Arachnida; Ixodida; Ixodidae
Product: transmembrane protein 104
Exons: 13
Coding region: 166-1953 (595 amino acids)
Source: RefSeq, a predicted model, not a curated record
AGCGCGUCCAGCUGGUGUCGGUGCUGUAUGGGGGGUUGUGGCUUGCGAUGCCAGCAGCGCGUAAGCUUCUAAGUUAUCGUAGAUAAAUUUUUAAAUACUCCUUUUUCCCCCUAACUACUUGCAAGUUUUAGAGCGCUUCGUUAGUAGCUUCAAGCCAAAACAAUCAUGGCAGGUGACUCGGUGGACGCAUCGGACAGUAUUUCACCUCUGGUGGGACUGGUGUACAUAUUCAACCUGAUUGUCGGCACGGGGGCACUUACAAUGCCUGCAGCUUUCAAAGAUGCUGGCUGGCUCCUCAGUCUCAUCAUUGUAGUUGUGCUUGCCUUUAUGAGCUACUUGACGACGACGUUUGUGAUCGAGGCCAUGGCUUCAGCCAAUGCACUUGUUCACUGGAAGACGCUGCAGCACUACAAGCGCGUGGUUGACGAGGAGGAGAGCGCCAUCACACAGGCCCAGCAGGAGGACAUGGUGUACUGUGCCUCGGGCUGCUCUAAGUGCCUGAAAUGCAGCGCAUGGCCUACGGUGCAACUCGUAGGUCGCUCAUCGGCCAUGAAGGCCAAACUAUCAAAGCGAAACUAUCUGGCAAUUCAAAUCGAAAGGGUAACUAAUGAACUCAGGACGGAUGACAUCAUCUCCAAGUGUGUAGACGAGGAUGAACGAGUGCCUCUUCUCUUAAGCAAUGCAGCGGAGCGAAUGGCAGAGUCCUCACAUGUCAACUACUUUGCCAUCACUGAACGCUUCGAGCUGGGCAAGAUGGCGUCCCUCUUUUUCAGCAAAGUGGGUGUGAAUCUCUUCUACGUGUGCAUAGCUGUGUACCUGUAUGGAGACCUGGCCAUAUACGGUGCGGCUAUUUCAAAGUCUGUUCGUGAUGUAGCAUGCCAAUUACCAGCGACGUCUGUAGAAAACUUAACCACUACGGCCAACAUUUCAAACGAAACUCAUCCAAAUGACUUGCCGUGCUGGAAAAACUCCACCAUCACUCGUGGAAACGCUUACAGGAUAUUUUUGUUGGUUUUCCUGGGUCUUGUUGGGCCGUUCACCUUCUUCAACGUGCAGAAGACAAAGUACUUGCAGAUCUUCACAACCCUGAUGCGCUGGAUUGCAUUCACCUCGAUGAUCGUGCUGUGUGCUCUGGCCCUGGGCCAGGGUAAAGGUCAGGGCCACCCUGCCCUGGCCGUGCCCACGGGCCUGCCCAACCUGUUUGGGGUGUGCGUCUACUCGUUCAUGUGCCACCACUCGCUGCCCUCGCUGGUCACCCCGUGGCGAGAGAAGCGCCACCUGUUCCCCCUGCUGGCCGCCGACUACAUGCUCAUCCUGGGCUUCUACACCCUGCUCAGCUUUACCGGCAUCUUCACCUUUCCCGAGCUGCACGACAUGUACACCCUCGACUUCCAGCCAAACAGCGACACGGGCGACUCCAUCAUUCCACGCAUUCCGGUGCUCCAGUACUUCCUGUCGCUCUUCCCAGUGUUCACGCUAAGCACAAAUUUCCCCAUCAUUGCCAUCACACUCCGCAACAACCUGCGCUCCCUGUUCCUCCGCGAGGAAUCCGCAUCUAGCCAGCUGGGGUCGAAAUCCCGCAGCAUAUCUUCGUCGGGCAGUUCCAUGCAAGGCGGAAUGCCACCACCACAGUCUCGCAAGCAGGUGCUUGUAGAGCGUUUCAUCUUCCCGCUGCUGGCCUUGCUUCCACCGGUCGCCAUUGCUUUAGCCACUGAGAGCGUAGAGUUUUUGGUUGGCUUCACGGGUUCCUACGCUGGCGCCUUCAUCCAGUACAUCAUACCAGUGGCGCUGGUGCAUCGGGCCAGGAAGCAAGUGCUCGAGGCACUCGGGCUCGGCGUCAAAAACCAGCAUGCCUCACCAUUCCGCCAUGGCGCUUGGCUUAUCUUUGUGCUGGUCUGGGCAGUGGCAUGUGUGACACUGGUGACUGUGAACCACAUCAUCAUACUGGCAUAGCACACCUCUUCUCCGCUGCCACCUUCGGUGACAUGACAGCAUCAGUGUGUGCACGUGACCAGAACAGCUUUGAAAGUACCUCAGUUUUACCGGUGUUCAUUGUUCCUCCGACCCGGCCCAAUGUUUGCCACUCCUUGGGACUCUACCAUUGAUACAAGGGCCAGUGAUAGCACAGUUUCCUGUCCUUGCACCACUAGCACUGCCAUGCCCUUCCACCAGCUGUGUCAUGUGCAGCGCAAGAUGGGAGUCCUUGGGAUCCUGAUUGGUUCACACCCCUUUAUUAACUUGCAGUCCAGUCUCAGCAUUGUCAGAUUUCGAUGAAAACGUGACUACCGCCCAGGCCACUCUCCUAUAUCUUGCCCUUGGAGUGCAUUUUCAUAGACCUGGUUCAGCAGAGCACACAGCUGGGGGCACAACAAGACCACUAGUAAUUAUCGCAUUACUUGGGUGGCACUGGGACAUUGUUUCCCUGCACAACCCUUCAGUCACAGCAUCACCUGCAGAAACGUUAAUAGGCAUCGGUACUUGUUGGUGAGCUACCUCGCUUCAACGCUUCCCCCGAGUUGCAUCACCUGUGGCCUUGGUGCUUUGUCUUUGCUGCUGUUGCUGCAGCAUUUUGUUCAGCGAGCACUUCAUGUGCGCACAUCGCCAGCUUCAUUACUGCUGGUCUGUGGAACUGCUGCAAAUGCACAGCCGCUGCUGAACCUUCAAUUUGCUAAUGCUUUGCCAGAAGAUUUUGCCAAGUUCAAGCACCCCUGAAGACAUUGGUUUUUAUUUAUUUUUGAUUUCUGAUUGUAAACUAAUGGUAAGUGCAAUUGUUGCCUAGCACAAGCAUUGACAGAUUUGUUUGCUUUGAUGGGCAAGUUGAAAUGUGAGGAAAGUUGUUUCCAGGACAUGCAGCAAAAGCAGAGUGGCAUCUGCACUUUUUAUUCAGUCUGCAUGACGCACCAGUAUAUGUGCAGCACCUUUGAUGAUGAUGCGACAUACAAUUCAGUGUGCUAAACGUGAACAGCUGUUGCAAAACGUUGUUCCAGUGUUUGGAUGAAAGGGUGCGUUCACACUGAACUCUCUCCCAGUUUAAUGGACCUGUUUCUUUACUCAAAUUAUCGACGAAGGUGCCUGUUUUGUGUUGAUGUUCUCUCGUCAUUUCCAGCACUUUGAACAUAUUUCUCCAAAGCAUUGAACACGGGUAUAUUUGUGGGCAACCAGGUCUGUGUGGGCCUUGGGUCACUAACUGUGGUCCUGUGCUUAAGUCUUCCAAGCUCUACAACUUGCAUUUGCCCACCAUUUGCCCUGGUUGGCACCAACGAUUGUUCACUGUGCUCUUCCCCAUAAAACUCGCUUGCACAUUGAGCAGGAUUAUGAUCCUGUGCUCUUAUGGAGUGUUCAUCACAGCACAAGCAGCAUGUCUUCAGCUUUAAAAAAGCGUACCCCUUGCACUACUAUAUUCUCAGCCAAUCACUUUUAGGGAUGCUUUUCACCUUCAUGGAGGAUUUUGUAGUGCUCUGCAUGACUUGUAUAUGGACAUUUAAUGACAGCGUGACUGUUUUGCUGCCUGUCCUGUAAGUGUGUUGGGUAACAAUGCGAUGCAGCUAAAACACUGAUUGGAAGCGCAGAUGGCGGCAAGUGUUAGGCGAUGCACUCUUAGUAAACGUGCAUGAACUGAAAGUGGUAUCCAUGAAAGUGAUUACUAAGAGCAUGGUUGUGCUUCUUUCUAGCUUUCUCGGUUUACUGCACCUGUGUUACAUUUUCUUGACCACUGCAAUUGUUUAACUCUUCAUGUGGCAUUGACUGAUGUAAAACAGUCAAUGCCACAUGAAUCGAAGAGUUAAGCAAUUGCAGUGGUCCUUGCAAUAUGUGUUUCAAUAUGCACUACAAUAGGUGCAGUGGCCAACCUGGGCUCCAUGCACUGUUGAUGCCGUUCCAUUUACUCCACAUUUUAUUGUAGAUGAAUUUGGGACACAAAUUGUUAAACAGUGAAACAGUGCACAUUGUUACAGCCCCUCUCAAUUGGAUGUGUAGACAGCAGUGCCAUGCACAAAUUGGAGCAGCAAUGUUCAUUCGCAGCAUACACCCACCAGCAAAUUAUACAGAUGAUGGGUCCCUCAAAAAAACAUUUAAACUUUUCACAGCAUAGGUGCAUAAUGUAAAAGGGAUUGAUUCAGGCUUUUACUUCCAGUGCCAGGCAGAAGGCAAAGAAAUUCAGUUUUACCAUUUUGUCUGUGUUCCUUAUGCUUUUGCUUGGCGUGGUUUUGUAUCUGCAAUUGUCGGGAGGUAUGAAACACUCCUAGUUGUGUAUUGGAGGCAAUUUUUGGAACACUCUACUGUGUCUCUAAAAACGUUUUGCUAUUCUGGAGAGAUGGAUGGGUGUUGGGAUUGAUUGUAUACCUGAAGUUGGCCCCCACAAUGCUUAUAUAUUUACUUUUGUGGACCACUUAGUUGCUUCUUGAUGUACAUUCUGCGAAACAAUUCUGACAGCUACAUGCUCCCUUUCUUGACUGUGGAUUUCAUUAGUUAGCUUUUACGGCUUGUCAGAUUGAAAGUAUAGAAUAUACAUUUUUCUUGUUUAGCAGUACUUCUAGUGCUGCAGGCAUAGGGAUGAAUAGACAGGAAGGUUACGAUAUAAGGUCAGUCUUUUAUACAAAAUGCUAAUUUAUAUUUGUUGCAUAUGUGCUCUCGUUGUUUGAUGUCUGUUUAAAAUUUUGCUGCAGGGAUGUUGGCAUGGCUGCUUAAUUACUAUGGUUUACUGUGGGUAAUGUUAAGAUUGUUUUUGCAGUAUUUUAAUUGUCACUUUUGUGUCAGGUUUUAGCUCACUGCAGCCAAGUGCAUAUCGUCGGCUUGCACUUUUUCUAAUAACUUCGUAAUUUAGGUAAACAAAAGCUGGUCUCCAUUGUUGGGGCACAGUUUCUGCUGAUGCAAAUUCACAAUGUUGCAGCAGAGAAUUUUCUAUAAAAUGGCUUAGAAAACUAGUGUUUUAUUAGCUGUUCAUAGCUCUUUUGCCAUUCUUGAUUGUGGAUGUAAAGGGUGUGGUGUGGAAUACGACUGGAUCCUGUGUGUUGCUGCAAAUGGGACACUGUUGUACACAUUUCAAACCAUGAUAGUCAGGAUGACGGGACCACUCAUUUUAACCUCUGAACUUGUGGUAUUUAUUUCCAUGUCUUGAACUGUAUGCUUUCUUUCUUUUCCUGUUUAAUUGCCCACAAUGUUCAAUUCCGUCCAUAGCAGUUGGCAUCUGGGCGUGUCUCCAACAAGUAACAGGCAGUUUGCAGCCGUUCCACAUUGCAGUCAUUCAAACUUCAUGAAUGUCUGAGCAUUCAUUGUGGUCAAAGUUUGCAAGCUACCAACAUACCUCCUUGCUUUCUUCUUUGUCUGAUUCAUUUAGUUUUCGCAUGUCACUGGUGUCUGUAGCAAAUUAAUCGCUGUUGAAAUGCUUAGAAUAUGUCCCCAAUGUACAAAGUGGCAAUAUUUGCCAAUAAGUGGCAUCCUCCCUUCAAAUGUGUGGAUGUCACUUGCUCGGAAUAUUUUUGUACUGAUGAUGGCUUUGUCAUGUUCUUAGCUUGGAUUUUGAACAUCCUCAGUUAGCAGAUUUGGUACUCACCUGGUAGGCCUUCUGUGAUGUGCGCAAACCAUGUUUAUUGUAUUUCGUUCACUCUUGAAGUUCCUGUCUUUUGCAGUUACUAAUUUUAGUCCAAUGGACUUUUCUGUGGUGCAACCCAGUCUAGUCGUGCAAUUAUGUCAGAUGUUAAAAUAGUUCUCCCCCCCCCCCCCCUUUUUUCCCCACUUAACUGAGUACACCAAACAUGGGAUUUUUUUUUUCCAACUCUGAUAUUUUAUUUGUUCAUUGUGUAGUGUUUGCUCGUUAAGCUUUCUUAUCGGCAAUUGUGCAUGUUUUUGCUUUUGCCAAUACUGAAGGGAAUAAGCCUCUGCAUAAUUUCACAGGCCACAACCCCCCACUCUUUUACUCUUGAAUUAAGCCGGUUUGAAUGGACAUGUUACUUUCCAUGUUUACUAUUGUUAUUUGCAGGGCUGUUUUCCAUCUAGGCUGUGAAUGAGUAAUAAAUUGUAUUUUUGAGUAAA